GAAUUAAAAAUUACUUGUCAUUUUUUUAAGGGCUUUGCUACAAAUGUCUGAUGUAAUUUCCAGGUUUUAUUAUAAUGAAUCAUUUGCUUGUCAAAUAUGCACCAUAACUUAGUGUGAUAGGACAAGGUGUUGCAGUUUUUCUUUUAGGGUUAGGGUUUUCUUUUUUUUGACAUGCACAGCUAAAUCGACCUACAACUAGGCGGGGCUUCAAAAAGGAAAGCCUCAGAGGAGAAGGGCUGAUAUCAUUUGUUUCUGAAAGACAAAAUGAAUAAUACCAGUUGUCCUCAACAAGAUAAGAAAUUAUUUGAACAUACAAUUCUGCCAGCUCUUCACAUCUUGGGUUUUAUUGUUGGACUGAAUGGUAAUAGAUGGGGAUUGAACACUUUGCGGCGCAACUGGAGGAAACUGGGGAAUAUCAAGAUCUUUGUCCUAAAUAUUGGACUAGCAGAUAUUUUGUAUCUGCUCACUCUCCCCUUUCUGAUCGUGUACCACCUUAAAAGAAACAAAUGGAUCUUUGGAGAAGGAUUCUGCUUGGUAACAAGAUUUUGCUUCAACCUGAAUCUGUACUGCAGCAUUGGAUUCCUCACCUGUAUAAGUGUGUACAGGUACCUGUCCAUCGUCCAUCCUAUGAGAGCAAUGGGGAGAUUGACUACGACUCACUCUGUGAUCAUCUCAGUCGUUGUUUGGAUUCUGGUGGGAGCUCAAAGUCUCCCAGACAUGUUCUACCAAAAAACAUUUCAAAACGGAUCAAAAUGUUUUGACAGCACCUCAAAUGAACAUAUGGAGAGUUACCUGAAUUACUCCAUCAUAUGGACG
Poecilia latipinna (sailfin molly) is the source of this 816-nucleotide messenger RNA. RefSeq names its product P2Y purinoceptor 1-like. Gene Ontology annotation, biological process: G protein-coupled receptor signaling pathway. Gene Ontology annotation, molecular function: neuropeptide receptor activity. The transcript has a single exon. Gene Ontology annotation, cellular component: membrane. NCBI's taxonomy places the organism in Eukaryota, Metazoa, Chordata, Actinopteri, Cyprinodontiformes, Poeciliidae. The annotation marks the transcript as partial. The record is from RefSeq and is a predicted model, not a curated record.